AAAUCUCAACCCAACCAUCUCUGUUGAUGUAAAGAAAGGCAGAAUGAGAGAGAACUCUUCCUUUCUCCAUUUAUUCCUCAGCUUUGCUCUUCUACUGGGCCAAGCCAAACCCGACCCAGAUCCACUUCAAGACUACUGCAUAGCAGAUACUAAAACCCCUCAGUAUUUUUACUUCAACGGUGCACCCUGCAUUAAUCCAAAGCUAGCAGUCUCCUCCCAUUUCACUACAUCAGUCCUAUCCAAACCCGGAAACACUAAAGCCAACCCUUUCGGCUUCAAUGUAACUCUAACCAACGCGGUCAACUUACCGGGCAUGAACACCUUGGGCUUGGGCAUGGCCCGAGUUGACAUAGAUGCUAAUGGGAUUGUCCCUCCGCACACACACCCACGGGCCUCAGAGGUAACCAUCUGCCUCAAGGGCCGGCUUCUUGUGGGCUUUGUGGACACAUCUAACCGUAUUUUCACCCAACAAUUAAACCCUGGCGAGUCAUUUGUUUUUCCAAAGGGUCUCAUUCAUUUUCUAUACAACUAUGAUUCAGCCCCGGCAGUGGCAUUGGCCGGCUUGAGUAGCCAAAACCCUGGUGCACAGAUUGUGUCUCUAGCCUCAUUCACUUCAAAGCCUCCAAUUGAGAUUCAGAUAUUGAAAAGUUUUCAAAUUACCGAUCAAGACGUUGCCAGGAUCCGAAAGAACCUCGGAGGUUAAUUGUGAUUCUGAUUUGAUGGCUGAUUAAUCAAGCACGACUUGUAUAUUUUACUCCAAAGUAUAAAUGCCAACGGUCAUAUUGCUCUGUUUCUAUUUGUUUAUGCUUCAUAUGCAAGCCAUAGUCAACCACUAUGUAUGGUGAUGUAUACUAGAAUUAGAAAUGUUCUUGAAGUGCUUUGGUUCUUAAAUUG
Rosa rugosa (rugosa rose) is the source of this 894-nucleotide messenger RNA. RefSeq names its product germin-like protein subfamily 1 member 1. Gene Ontology annotation, cellular component: cell wall. Gene Ontology annotation, molecular function: manganese ion binding. Bases 44 to 703 code for a protein of 219 amino acids. The record is from RefSeq and is a predicted model, not a curated record. The transcript has a single exon. Lineage: Eukaryota; Viridiplantae; Streptophyta; Magnoliopsida; Rosales; Rosaceae.